Molecule: messenger RNA, 2355 nt
Organism: Anguilla rostrata (American eel)
Lineage: Eukaryota; Metazoa; Chordata; Actinopteri; Anguilliformes; Anguillidae
Gene: drc1
Product: dynein regulatory complex subunit 1 homolog (Chlamydomonas)
Exons: 16
Coding region: 147-2198 (683 amino acids)
Biological process (GO): cilium-dependent cell motility; axonemal dynein complex assembly; regulation of cilium movement
Cellular component (GO): axoneme; axonemal dynein complex
Source: RefSeq, a predicted model, not a curated record
CACUGCGGUAUCUUAGCAACCAGAAUAACAGUUGAUACUGCUUCUUGGCAGGUGACUGGGGGAAUUUAACUAUCGAUAAAGCCUUCGCUAGAAACGAAAAACAAUCAUAGCUUCGGUGCAAAGCAGAUUGUCAAUCAGUCAUCAACAUGAGCCAAGUCGGGAACACGGAGGAAGAACUGGCGGAGGACAGGCCUUCCGUGGAGUCUGAAAACCGAGAGGAGAGAUUAGCCGCACGUCGUCUGCGUAUUGAGGAGAGGAACCGCAAAGCGCUUGCCGAUGACUCUGAGGAGGAGAAACAGAUCAAAGAAACCAGAGAGAGUCAGAAGCAGGUGGAGGAGAGCGAGGAGCGAAUGAUUAAACUCCAGCGAGAUGGGACGGACCUGCUGACAAACAUUCAAGUAGCAGCUGAUUUUAGGGAGUCCCAGAGGCGAAUGGAGGAGGACGAGGCCAGGAGGCAGAGAAUCGAGAAGCUGGAGAACGAGGUCAAGACGAGCCUGGAGAAGUUCGGGGAGAUCACGGAGAAGUGGACGGUGGCCCGGGCGAAGGAGAUCCCCCAGGACCUGCGGGACGCGCUGAUGAGGCAGCAGCAGCUGUGUGCCCUCCUCAUCGAGGACAAGAACAAGCUCAUCAACGACCUGCAGGAGGAGCUGAAAACUUGCGACAAUCUUUACGUGAAAGACCUGAAGAGACAGGGAGAGGAUGUGGACCUCAUGAUCGACAGGAUGGAGGAACAGAUAAAGAACCUGAUGAAGUCCUACAAGGAGGAAUAUGAGAAGAUUGAGAAUUCCUUUGAGAAGGAGCGCGCGGAGCUUCUGCACAGGAACCGCACGGAGUGGGAGCAGAAGAUGAAGGAACGCCGGGACAAGGAGGUGGAGUACCUGAUGCAGCGGAUGAAGAAGGUGGAGGAGAGUGAGAUGAUGCUGAACAAGCUGAGGCUGGACGACGCAGAAGAGUGCAACGCCAUCAAGACCAAACUGGACAACGAAGUGCAGGUCCUGCAGCAGCAGGUGCAGCAGAUGAAGGCCACGUAUCACCUGAACCAGGAGAAGCUGGAGUACAACCUGCACGUGCUGAAGAAGCGCGACGAGGAGAACACCAUCACCAAGACCCAGCAGAAGAGGAAGAUCACCAGGUGCUUCCUGUUAGUGUGGUUGUUGCUGGUGGGAAACAAGGAGUGCUUAGUGACUCGAGCUCUCAGGCUGCAGACAUGGGAAAUGCACUUCUCGGCGGUGGAUGCGCGCAAGUUCGAGGAGAUCUGGCUGAUGAACGAGGCGGAGGUGAAGGCGCUGGUGGAGCGGGCCCUGGAGAUGGACCGGCUGGUGCACGAGCAGUACCUGGGCCUGCCCUGGGAGCGGCCCUCCACCGCCUUCAUGGAGCGCUCGGGCCCCGUGGUGCCCCAGCUGCACCCCUCCAGCCCCGCCGCCCCCGGCCUGCCCGCCGCCCACGCCUCCUCCUCUUCCUCCUCUUCCUCGGAGGAGGAGGCCGCUGCCGCCCGGCCCGACGGCGUCUCCGUGGCAGCGGUCAAGAGGAUUCUGGAACUGCUGUGCGACGAGGCGGGUUUUCUGAUUGAUAGUAAGGUUGUGAAGCUCCUGGCUCCGUUGGACAAAGAUGAGAAGAAUCUUAUGAAGCUUGACAUUAUCCUCUCGUCUAUUGGGAUCGAAAGAGAAGAGGAUAUGUACAAGCUGGCGGAGUUCUUCAAGAAGUAUGGACAACAGCGGAAGAACCGCGAGACCACUCCAGAGGAGGAGGCGGAGCUUGAGGCAGAGGGCGCUAUGGCAGAGGGCAGCCAGCAGGGGGAGUCUGCCUCCAGCGGCCACACCUGGGAGCUCAUUCACCCCAACGACGUCCUGGGAGCACUGCGGGCAUUUACUGCGGAACACUGCAAGCCCAGAGAGACCAAGCAGCAGUCCAAGAUCCUGAGCCUGGACGACAGGGACGAGUCGGAGGACGGGAUGUUCUGGGAGUCGGCCGCCAACAUCAUCCCCGAGGCCAAGCUGAAGCUGUGGGACACGCUGGAGACCGCGCUGGAGAAGUACCACGGGGUGCUGAACGAGAGGGCCCAGCUGCUGGAGGACACGCAGCACCUGAAGGUGCAGAACGAGGAAAUGAGACAGCUGCUCCGCAAACACUGCAACUCCAAGAUCAACAGCGAAUUACUGAUCCCGCCGACGAAGAUGAUUCAGAUUUCGCCCGAGUGACGUCAUCACUGAGUGAACGCGUGAAAUUCCUACCAACGACUGCCGAUUAAAAAUGGAGGGAAAGAAGGCUUGUGUUCAACUUGUAAUAUUUCAAGUCUGUUUGAAUCUGUUUUUUACAAACAAAAGUGACAAAAAAUACAAUAAAUUGGAAAAAUGA